Rhagoletis pomonella (apple maggot) is the source of this 1045-nucleotide messenger RNA. It is a transcript of the gene Atg10, whose product is annotated as ubiquitin-like-conjugating enzyme ATG10. The transcript has 4 exons. Gene Ontology annotation, biological process: protein lipidation; protein modification by small protein conjugation; macroautophagy. Gene Ontology annotation, molecular function: Atg12 transferase activity. The record is from RefSeq and is a predicted model, not a curated record. Gene Ontology annotation, cellular component: intracellular anatomical structure. NCBI's taxonomy places the organism in Eukaryota, Metazoa, Arthropoda, Insecta, Diptera, Tephritidae. The coding region runs from base 141 to 764 and encodes 207 amino acids.
CCUAGACGCAUAAAUUGUACCGAUCUCUUAUUAACUUCUCUAAUAUGGCUGCCACCGGAAACCUAAACAACCAUUUCUCUUCCAUGCACAGGUUAGGUAAUAAAUAUUAAUUUUAACCUGAUGUUGAAUACAACUUGGCGAUGUCCACCGUCACAUUGACUUGGGAAGAAUUUCUGCAGGAAGCUAUAGAGUUCCAAAAGAUAUCAGAACGCCUGGGUGACAUAUGGACUUUGUGCAAAAGGGAUGACGAAGACGGUAACACUUAUCUACGAUACCAACAAAAAAUACCAAAUACUAUUGACUCAAAUAGUUAUGCAGAUCCUUUGGGAGAAAAUCAAUCCCCUCUAAAAUAUGACUCUGCUACUGUGGCUCCAUCAACCAAAGACCUAUUGCAAAUCGAAUAUCAUAUCGUCUAUAGUAUUUCAUAUCAAGUUCCUGUGCUAUAUUUUCGCAUCUACCGUAGUGAUGGCGGCUUAAUGAAUCUCGAAGAUGCUUGGCGCAUCUUUCGUGGCUAUGUCGGUAAUGCGGGUAGUGCACAUGCUACUGGUCAUACAACUAAUGAAGAUAUGCUGAAUAUUAUGACCCAAUUGGAUCAUCCAGUUUUACGCAGACCAUAUAUUGCAAUACAUCCAUGUCGCACAGCCGAAUUGUUAGCGCAAGCAGGACUCAGUCGGAAUCGUGUACUUACUUUUAUCAGCUUGAUGGGACCCUUUGUACAGCUGGUUUUAAAAAAUGAAUAUGGCUUGGAGUUUGCUGAUGGCUAAGUCAGUAUAAAUAUACAUAUACUUCUGCAGCGAAUUAUACUUACAUUGAUAUUUUUAUAAUUAAAAGAUGCAACACGAGCGAGACUGUUUUAGUUACUGAUGUAUUUGUUCUUAUUUGUAUUCUUUAACAUUUAAAAUUACUUAAACAAUUUAACAAUUACUAAAUUUUUAAUAAAUUAUUUAUCGACAUAGACAACAGCAGAAAUAGUACAGCAAAAGCAAUCAAUAUUUGAGGCAAUUGCUUACAUUUACAAAAUUAAAAGCCACGAAUUAUGCCAAAA